Molecule: messenger RNA, 1902 nt
Organism: Momordica charantia (bitter melon)
Lineage: Eukaryota; Viridiplantae; Streptophyta; Magnoliopsida; Cucurbitales; Cucurbitaceae
Gene: IBR5
Product: indole-3-butyric acid response 5
Biological process (GO): negative regulation of MAP kinase activity; auxin-activated signaling pathway; protein dephosphorylation
Cellular component (GO): nucleus
Molecular function (GO): MAP kinase phosphatase activity
Source: RefSeq, a predicted model, not a curated record
AAAAAGACGAUUUUUUUCCUUCCAAUUACGCAAAUCCAAGCUUCGGUUAAUCCGUAUUAUUAUCUAUCAGAUCAACAUGAAAGAAUAAUGUUUUUAUUAAGAUUAUGAGCAGUGAAGAAAAAAAGGGUUUGUUUUUAAUUUUAUGGAGUUAUCAGUUAUCACAUGUCCAACCCAUCUGGGGGAAUCUUUGAAGAAACCCUGCGUUUUGUGAUGUCAUAAGUGUUCUGCAUCUGGCGAUUUAUAUAUACUAGCUGUAGCUGUUAAUCCCCCCUUCGGACUAUGGCUUUUGGUUGCAAGAACCGCGGUGUCAGAGCCAGAAAAACACAGGCAUCCACCAGAGCCAGAUACCCAAUUUCUCUCACGCAAGAAGCUUCCCGGUAACGCCCUUCUGCAAUCGGCGCCUCUCUCUGCUCUGCCUGCGCAACCGCUUUCUCUUUUUCCCUUUUCUUUUUUUACCCACAUAACCCAUCACUGAGCCGCUUUAUUUUGUCUCUAUUUCGCUGGGAAUUGGUUUGGGAUUUUUGUCCGAUUGUGAUUGUGUUCUGGGUUGGGGGCUUUCUGUUUCAUCGCCCGUGUGUGUCUCUUUUUUGGUGAUUUGGAAGGUUUUUCUCAUCUGGGUCAGAGCUCAAUCGCGGCCCUAGGCUAUGAGGAAGAGGGAAAGAGAGAACCCUUGUGGGGUUUGUGGACACUAUCACAAAUACGAAGAAGGGGAAGUCUGUGGGAUUUGUGGUCAUCGGGUUCCCGCUACAUCCGAGAAAACGUCGUUGCAAGUCAGCGCGUUUCCUUCUGAGAUCCUGCCAGAAUUUCUUUAUUUGGGAAGCUAUGAUAACGCUUCACGCUCUGAACUUUUGAAGACUCAGGGAAUCUCCCGCGUUCUUAACACUGUGCCUGCUUGUCAAAAUCUCUACAAGAACUCCUUCACUUAUCACUGCCUCCAAUAUGAUAAGACCUUACCUUUUGAUGACGCAGUCGAAUUUCUAGAGCAAUGCGAAAGGGACAAGGCUCGUGUUCUGGUGCAUUGCAUGUCAGGAAAGAACAGGUCUCCAGCUAUUGUAAUAGCAUUCUUGAUGAAAUGCAAGGGUUGGAGACUUGCUCAGAGUUACCAGUGGGUGAAAGAGCGGAGGCCACCCGUUGACUUAACUGAGGCCGUGUAUCAGCAGUUGCAAGAGUAUGAACAGAAGGUCUUUGGAUCAACAGAAAAUUGCAUCCCAAACUUGCCAAUUUUCCCUCCUGUUGGUCUGCCUUCUUUUAGCUUCGGCUUCCCAAAGAGCAGCGACCCAGUUCCCAUAACUCCAUUCAACAGCAUCGGUGCCACAUCGAUCUUUUCCCGCCCUACCGUAGACGUACCUUCCCACGAGUUCACGUUCGGAGCUGGCCAGACUCAAAACAGUUUCUCUGGAAGCCCUUUCAGCGCCAAUCCAAGGAACUCGACAAGCAGCAACAUCCAAAUGGACAGUGCUUAACGUAAAAACUCCCAAGCGGUCACCAUCUCAAUAGUUUUGCAAGAUCCAUCCAUAGUUUUUUUUUCCCUAAAAAAUUGCCAACAAGUUUGUGAGUUGUGAUGAGUCUUACUGAAUUUGAGGGGUGAAAGUGUGAAACUGUAGGUCUGUAUGAUUAAUGGGUGUGGGUUUACAUUACUCUUUGGGUUUGUACCUCAAGUGCAGUGAGAUAUUGCUGGACUCAUCACUGAUCUUAUACAAUGUCACAAAAUAUCAGCAGCUCUCUCUCUCUCUCUCUUACCAUUUUUAGAUGAUUGUUUUGUGGUUGUCUUUUUGCCAUGAUGGGUAUUUGUUUGAUUUAGAGAAGAGAGAGAAGAGAGAGACAGGUGAUGCAGUUGUUAGAAUUGCUUUAUACAGAAUGUGGAAACAGAACACAGAACAGGGCCUUCUUUUGCAACUGCAA